CUUGAGUAGUCAAAGACUUUAGAACCUAAGGAAAAGGAAAAUUAAAAAAAAAGAAGGCUGACAAUGGAAAUAUUUUAUCUCCUUUGCUCUAUCGUCUCCACUUCCCUCACCUCUCUUCUUCUCUCCCUUGUCCUUCCCUUUCACACGCUACUGCAGCGGUGGAAUUCCUCACGCGCCGCUUCUUCCUUCUCCGAUGACGAAGCUGAACCCAUAUCUCUCUACGAAGGCACAGUUUGGCACCAACGUCGCCACCCAGUCAACCAUUCCUUCCAAUACCAGGUCCGCUAUGCGCUCAUUGACCUCGAUCGUGCGCCUCAUGCGCCUCACGAUCAUCUUUCUCUCGAUGAAGCUCGCCAAAUUACUGAUACCAAUGGGCCCAUUUUGCUCCUGACAAUCCCUCCUAGUGUGGGUUAUGAACAGAAUCCUUUGAGUGUGUAUUAUUGUUAUGCUGUUGAAGGCUCUACUAAAAGGUUGAAGAAGUGCAUUGCUGAGGUGACAAAUACACCAUGGGGUGAAAGAGUAUCUUUUGUUUUCAACCCACACUCUGAUCUAGUGGCCAAGGCUUUGCAUGUUAGUCCUUUUAUGGAUAUGCUUGGAAGCUGGAAUAUCAAAGCAAAUGAUCCUGGAGAGAAUCUUACAAUAUCAAUUUCUGUUCAUCAUCCUGAGCAUGGAAACUAUUUUACUGCCAGUCUGAAAGCCAAAAAGCUGUGCUCAUCCCCAGAGUCAGAUCAUGCAGUUUUCUUUUGGUUGAUGCCUCAUAAAGUUGCAGUAUGGAUAUAUUGGCAUGCUAUAAAACUCUGGUGGAAAAACGUGCGUUUUGUCCAACACCCUAGAUAUAGCAUUCCCACAUAUAAGGAUGAAGCUUUGAUGCGGGACAAAAAGUUGCAGUGUUGUGGAUUGAGUGAUGAUAAUAGGCAGCAUCUGCAACAAAGAGGAAGCGAUCCAGGUUGUUGUUUAGCUGAAUUAAGUCCCCAGAACCGGUGGUUUAGAUGGAGAGAUGCUAAGUGGCCAUGGUCAUAGUAAUAUGUUAGAUUACUAGUUCAAGUUGUGGCCCUUGAAAAUUGAAAUAUGUUACUAUUACCUUGAUUUAUAAGGAUUACUCAUUUGUUAAUAACAUGUUGAUCAUCAUGACAAUUAUUAUUACUCAUUUUAAAGCUUAAUCUCCUUUCCACUUUGAGCUA
Glycine soja is the source of this 1181-nucleotide messenger RNA. RefSeq lists its product as uncharacterized. Bases 64 to 1020 code for a protein of 318 amino acids. The record is from RefSeq and is a predicted model, not a curated record. The transcript has 5 exons. Lineage: Eukaryota; Viridiplantae; Streptophyta; Magnoliopsida; Fabales; Fabaceae.